Molecule: messenger RNA, 1080 nt
Organism: Plasmodium cynomolgi strain B
Lineage: Eukaryota; Apicomplexa; Aconoidasida; Haemosporida; Plasmodiidae
Exons: 2
Coding region: 1-1080 (359 amino acids)
Source: RefSeq, a predicted model, not a curated record
AUGUUUGUCAACAAAAAAUUGUUCAGCUUUUACAAAAACAACACCUUUGCCUUUUGCCUGGGAAGCACAUGGUUCCUCCUCAUAAACAGCGGCCUGCUGUUCACCGCAAAGUACUUUAACAGUUUCGAAAAUCGUCAUUCCUACAUCGAAGACGCAGUCAGAGUCCUAAGAGUGUACCUUAAUUACGCAGAUAGUGCUAGCGUGAAAAUUUUAAAAAAAAAGGGGAACAUAGAUUCAUCCAACGAAAGGGCAAAAUGUGAACUCCUGUUGUCCCACAAGGGGGAGCAUAUCUACUUACAUGUAAACGCUGUAAAUAAAGACACCGGAAAAAAGGGAUACAACAACUCAGACGAAGUGGACAAUGAAGAAGGUAAAGAUAUUUCAGACUAUAUAGAAAAUCCAUACUUAAUAAAAAAAGAAAUAAAACUCCUUCUACAGAGGAUACGAUCAUUCGUUUCAUCCUUUGUCUCAAGUAAGGGUCAUGAAAAUGGAGGGCAAUCUGACCAAUACAGUCAAGAAAGUGAAAUAGGACCAGACAACACAAUGCAGCGUGAUAAGAAAGUACCAAACAAAAAUGAGGAUAUCUUAAAUAUAAUUCAAAAGGGAAAUAAAUGGAAAAUCAACAAUAUAAUGAUGGUUAAAAAAAAAAAAUUAACAAAUGAGGUGGACAAAAAUGUGGAAAAUAAAUCCCUACGAAAUCGUAAGCAAAAAAAUUUGGGAAAAUUCCUCUUCUGCGCAUUCCUCCUUUCUACCCUUCUUGCCAUUAAAAGAGUUUACAUUUACACAAAUUCCUAUUUUGGGAUAAAUUUCGUCAAACAGUUUGUACUAGGAAAUGAGGAGGUAUUCAAAAUUAUGGGGAAUAGUCCAAUUCAAAUUUUGAGCAUAUCUGGAGUGCAUGAAAAAAAUUACCUGAACAGCAAGGUGUUUAUUCAGGCCAUGGACAAACAGGGCGUAGUUCAAAUGACGGCCACUAAGGGUAAAACGGAUAAGGGGUUUUUCAUUCUGCACGCGAAGCUUCUGUUGGGCAGUCAGACGAUCGAGUUGCGCAAGGGGGACUCUCGUGCUGGAAGUGUCCAUUAG